UCUGGAGAAAGUUAAAAUGUGACAAUGAAAAAUGUUUCAUCUAAAAAAAUAUGCAAAAGAUACAAAUUCAUAUUGUUGGGAGUUCUCAUUAUACUUUGUAUACAACUAUCCUUAUUAUCCUUCAGUCCCAACACAAAUUCAACGGAAUCUGAUCCUUCAUCUCUUCUGUCCAUAAAUAAGCCAACAGACAGAAACAAAACAAACGGACCAGAUCCACCAUUACAGAUUCAUGAUUCUACUGACAAAAAGUCUUUCCAGUUUCAACCAAAGUGCCAUAUAACUGUGAAGGAUUCUUUAUCUGCUAUAAGCCGUGCCAAAACUGAACAUUGUAAACAGCAAAUUGCAGAUGUUACUUGUUUGUCAUUAGAAGAAAAACUUUUCCCAAAGAAUAUACCAAAUUAUUGUCCUUUCAAAGGAAAUCAUACAUCUGGAUUCUACUAUGGCUGUUUUGGAGACAGUACAGAAAGCAGAGAUUUGUCUCAUCACAAAGAAUUUCCAGAAACAAACUCUCCUAAGAAUUGUAUAAAAUAUUGCACUAAUGGAGGUUAUUUAUAUGCUGGUUUACAAUACAUGAAGGAAUGUUGGUGUGGUGACAGAUUUGGUAAGCAUGGUAAAGUGGACAUAUCAUUGUGUAAUAACCAGUGUCCUGGGGACCCAUCUAAACCAUGUGGUGGUUACCAGGCUAACAGCAUCUAUACAACUGGAUUAGGAGCAAAAAUAAAGACCCCAGUUGAGUUAUUAGGACCUAUGAUUCAAACCAAAAAAGUGAAAAUUGUCUUUGUUUUGACCUUGAAUGGUCGUGCUGUCAGACAGGUUAGAAGGUUAUUGAAGGCCAUCUACCAUAAAGAUCAUUUCUACUAUAUUCAUGUUGAUAUUAGACAACAGUAUUUAUACAAUGAACUGUUACCAUUAGAAUCAAUGUUACCCAAUGUAAGGCUGACAAGGAAUAGGUUUGCUACCAUAUGGGGAGGAGCAAGUUUACUACAAGCCCACUUAGCAUUCAUUAAAGAACUUCUAGAAAUGACCGACUGGACGUGGGACUAUUAUAUCAAUCUAAGUGAAAGUGACUAUCCCAUAAAAAAUUUAGACACACUUGUGAAUUUUCUGACGAGAUACAAAGGAAAAGUAUUUCUGAAAUCCCACGGCAGAGACACACCAAAAUUUUUGAAAAAGCAGGGACUUGACCAAAUUUUUCAUGAAUGUGACAAUCAUCUUUGGAGACUUGGGCCUAGGGAACUGCCUGAUGGACUUCGAUUUGAUGGAGGAAGUGACUGGUUUGGAUUACACAGAAAGUUCUGUGAUUAUGUAAUAACUUCAGAUCUUUUAUUAGAUGGACUAAAGGAAUUCUAUAAGUACACAUUACUUCCUGCAGAGUCAUUCUUUCAUACAGUCCUUCAGAACAGUAUUUUCUGUGAUAAAUGGAUGGACAACAAUCUUCAUGUAACAAACUGGAUCAGAAAGAAAGGUUGUAAAUGUCAGAAUAAACACAUUGUGGACUGGUGUGGAUGUUCUCCAAAUGAUUUCAAAUCUACAGAUUUACAAAGACUUAUGGUCUUUGAACAGCGACCCAGAUUUUUUGCCAGGAAAUUUGAACCAGCUGUAAAUCAGGACAUAAUCAACAGUUUAGACCUGUACUUGUUUAAAGACAGGCCUCAAGAUAUGAAAUCCUAUACAAAGUACUGGCAGAAUGAAUUCCAUCUCAAAGAUAAUGCAAACAACAGGACAGACACAUUUCUUAGUUUUUAUGGCUCAUUUCAAAGGAGGAGUUUAGAAAACCUGAAACAUUCAUCCUGUCACCUGAAACCAGUUCAGAUAUUAGAAUCCAAUGCUUACUUUGCAGAAGAUCAUUAUAAUGGUGCUUUAGUGUUAUAUGAAGCUGAGCAUCAGCAAUCUGGGAAGAAAGUUAUAUUAGAAUCUCAUUUUACAAGAAGACGCCAUUAUAUCAUUAGUGAUCCACAGGGACCAGCUGGAAGACUACUUAGCUUAGAGAUAGGCACUGAAUACGAUUUGAAAGAAAAUAUAUUUAGAAAUUUUGGACAACUGAUAGGUCCUUAUAGUGAUAUGACAUUAGAACACAGCUGGACUAGUGGUUCAGACUUCACAAUAUCUGUAGCCUGGAUAGACCCAACGGAGCUUGUAGCAGCAUCAUAUGACAUUGAAAUUCCAGCGACCAAUCAUAUAGGUUCUCAUAAACCUGAAUUGAAAGUUCCACUCAGACCCGGUGUAUGGAAAGUUAAAUUAAUGCAUAAAUGGCAGAUAGUUGCAGAGACGUCAUUUUUAGUAGUGCCAUUAACUACAUUCCAACAUAGGCCAGUAACAUUUCAACAAGUUCUUUCAUUUCAUAAUGGACCAGGUAGUCUGUAUAUCGAAAAAGAUUUUAAAGAUUUUGACAAAGUACUACACAUAAAUAGGACUGUAGAGUUACAAAAUGAUGCAGAUACAAAUGGCAGGAAAACAGGUGAUCAGCUAGACCAUUGGGUUGACCGUUUAACCAAAGCAUUCUGGGAAUAUCAAAAUAUCUGUAUAUCUGGUAAAAUUUCUAUAGGUUGUUUAGAGUUAAAUAUUUGUGAGAGGACUUUGUGGAGUUCAAGAUCAGAAGAUCCUAAAUCAGAGCUUCAUGGAAUAGAUAAUAAAUCUGGUCGUUUAAGAUAGCAUUAAUCAAAAUUAGUCUUUUUAUCUAUGCAUUAUUAUAAUUAAUUUGUUAUGGACCAAAUUUAGCAUGAAAUACUGAAAUUGCCAUUACUUUGCAUCUGUCAUUUGGGUUAUGUAAACUGUUAUGUUUAGUUGUCUCUCUUUUGCAUAAUAGGUUCCUUAAUCUUGAUGUAUAAAAACAUAUUGGGGUUACAUAUAAGCAACAAUGUGAUAAAAAAACAGGUACAGCCAGAGAGUCAGAAGUUGCUGUACCUUUAUUUUGAUGUAUGACCAAAUAACAAAAAAUACACUGGAGCUUUUAGUCCUCUGAAAUAACUAUUAAGCCUAUUUAAACCUGAGUCAAAAGAGGUGGGACUGAUUUCAUAAUUAAAUCCUGUGCUGGCUUGUGGAGAUCAUAAUUUAAUGCACAUAGGGUCAGUUUAUGAAAGAGAUCGAUACAGGCUUCUGAGAGCCUUCUGUUAUUAAAUUUCAAUGAUUUAGACAAUGAAUUCAUACAUGUGCCAAUAAUUGCAAUUGCUUGACCAAGUUGUAACUAGUAUAAGUGAUAUCUGUUGUUAAAACUAUUUAUUAAUAGCUACUGUGUUAUGUUUUAUUUGAAAUAAUUGUUUUACUUAAUUUUAUUUGUCAUUAAAAUAUGUCAAUUAAGUCUCUGAUAUUUUAUAUGAUCUAAUGUACAUGCUUUAGUGAUUGUUACGGUCUUAGAUUGCAAGUAUACAUGUAAGACAGUUUGUACUGUGUUAUAUUCAAGCUUAAGUUAAAUCCUAGUUGAUGUAUUUUUCCUGUAAAUAUGUAAGACUCUAAAGUACCAUUGUACUCUACAGUGCAUGCUAAAGUGCUAUGUUGUCAAACUUUAAAGCAAUAGUUGGGUUUUUUGAAGGCGAUUAUAUGACACGCUAAAGUGCGAUGGUAUGACACACUAAAGUGCAAUGGUAUGACACACUAAAGUGCAAUGGUAUGACAGGCUAAAGUGUGAUUGUAUAACAUGCUAAAGUGCUAAUUAAAGGGAAUGGGGUUCAGGCAAUGGUUUUCGUUUGUUACUGUGUUCCUAUUAGUUUUUCGUUUAUUGUUUUGUUUAUAAUUCAAGCCGUUGUCUUUCUAUUGUGAAUUGUUUUAUAAUGGUCAUUGUUUGGCGUUAUAUAGCUUGGCUUGUAGUAUGGGCCAAGGCUAAAUGUUGAAGACCGUACGUUUAUUAGUUGCAUACAUCAAUAACAUUUGGUCUUGGGUGGAUAGUUGUCUCAUUAUCAAUCAUACCACAUUUUCUCAUUUUUUUUUAAAGUACGAUAGUUGUCAGAAAAGUGUAAUGGUUACAUUGCAAAAGCUAGUAUAUACUUUAUGAACCUAUCAAACCAUGAACCUGUAAUUCAUUGUAUGUCGUUCAAUGCUGUAUUUCGUUUACUGUUUUGUAUAUAAAUCAGGUCGUUAUUUACCUCAUUUGAAUUGCUUUACUCUGGUCAUUUUAGGACCCUUUGGUCUUUAUAGAAUCCUGUAGAUUCAUUUAUUUUCGUGGGUAUCAAUUUUCGUGGUUUGAGGAAAACUUACAUAUUCAUGGAUAUUUGAUUUCGUAGUUUUGGCAAAGUCUGCACUCAUUCCUAUAGAAAAUUUGCAAUUCGUUGAACAUUUAAAUUCGUGGUUCUCCUGUACCCACGAAAUCCAUGAAAAUUGGUAUCCAACGAAUAUUAAUGAAUCCACAGUACUAUGCAGUGUUAGCCAAUGUUUGGCAUUAAAGACCAUGCAGUAAUCUAUAGUGGCUUACAUUUAUGACAUUUGGUCUUGGAUGGAGAUUCGUCUCAUUUGCAAUCAUAUUAUAUACUACACCUCUGGUCAUAAGGUUACUGUCUAGUUGACGUUUAUUAUUUGCCUUUUUAGCUCACCGGGGCCCAAAGGGCCCCAUGUGAGCUUAUGCCAUCACUUGGCGUCCGUCGUCGUACGUCGUCUAUUGUCAUCUGUUGUCGUCUGUCGUCGUAAACUGUUUCAAAAAUCUUCUCCUCUGAAACUACUGGGCCAAAUACCUUCAAACUUCAACUAAAUGUUCCUUAGGGUAUCUAGUUUAUAAAUUGUAUCCCAAGUUUGUAUCCAUCGACAAACAUGGCCGCCAUGGCUAAAAAUAGAACAUAAGGGUCAAAUGCAGUUUUUGGCUUAUAUCUCAAAAACGAAAUCUUUUAGAGCAAAUGUGACAGGGGUAAAAUUGUUUAAUUGGUCAAGAUCUAUCGGCCCUGAAAUUUUCAGACAAAUCUAACAACCCAUUGUUGGGUUGCUGCCACCGAAUUGGUAGUUUUAACAAAAUUUUGCAGUUUUUUGUUAUUAUUUUGAAUAUUAUUAUAGAUAUAUAUAAACUGUAAGUAGCAAUAAUGUUCAGCAAAGUAAGAUCUACAAAAAAGUUAAUAUGACCAAAAUUGUCAAUUGACCCCUUAAGGAGUUAUUGCCCUUUAAAGACAAUUUUACACAAUUUGUUCAUCAAGUUUGCUAACAUUUAAAAAUCUUCUCCUCUGAAAUACAGGUGAGCGAUUCAGGCUCUUGAGAGCCUCUUGUUUACUUUCUUUUACGGUAUACUUUGGCGAACAAAUGCACUUUUACAGAAAAACACACUUUAGCAUAUUGAGGCAUCAGACUUUAGUGUGUUCCAUUGAAUAGGGUAGACCAUCACACUUUAGCGUGACCAUUGUGUUUAAGAGUCCCCAUCGCACUUUAGAGUCCUACAAAUAUAAGAGAGUUACAAACAUUGUCAAGUGAAAAAAAGACUAGUUACUUUUCACUUUUAAAGUACUUCCAAGCUGCAAGAAAAAUGUAUGUCUUGUAUAGCUUAAAUCCUAUCAUUCAUAUAUACAUAAGAUGCUUUGAUAUAAUUUUUAUGUUAAGUUCAACAUUAUUUCAUAAUUAUAUCUGAGACAGAAAAACAACGAACAAGUUGUAAUUUAUUGAAAAUCUAAUUAAAGUUUGUGAAUCAUGACACAUGUGAAUAAAGGUAUAUGAACAUUUGCCAUGAAAUUGUUUCUCUCACAGGGUUAAAGUUAUUAAGUAUAUGAAACCCAGUGGAAUUUUAAUAUAAAUAGUACAAUGGAUUAAUUUAUAUUCUUAAAACAAUAUCAACAGUUUUAUAUAGAUCACUAAUAUCAAAAUGUUAUUCAGUGCUGUAUAUAUUUUUCUGUUAAAGAACAUUUUUACCAGCAUAUGUUUUUUUUCUUCAAAUCAUGCAUUUUUGGGGUAAAAUUUUACAUUAAAAGACAUGGGAAACCAAAAGACAAUCUCACUUUAGCAUAUAAAUCAUUUUCAUUCUGAUGAGUUAUUGGUAUGAAUAUUUUUACAGCUCUGCUUUUAGAAUAAUCAAUAUGUAUAUCCUGGUCAUCAUAUUAUUCUACUGUGUUCAUUUCAUUUAUUAUUUACUUUUUAUGGUGCUCUUAAUACAUGGUAGCAUUUGUUUUUAAUAUGUAUGGUUAUAUUCUUAUUACCGGUACAAGAUAGAUCUUAUUUCAGUUAUUAUAUACAUGCUUUCAAAAGUAUUGUUUAUGUUCUACAGAAGAUAUUUACAUGUUACUACCGUUUAUAUAUCAUCUUGCAGUCAUUGAUGUCUUUAUUUUUUUAAACUGAUGUACUGUUUGUUGUCUGAGAAGAAUAUCAAAAAGUGAAACAUAGAUAUUAAUAGAACAGUGACAGCCUUGUCAAUACCUCAUAUUUAAAAGAGCUCAAUUCUCUGUCCUCUAACUCGUGUUUUAGUGACUCUGGAAUUUUUACAUUGUUAAUUUGUUAGGUAUUGUGAAAAGAUGUGUUUAUAUAGAAGGUGCUUAACGUUUUCCUUCAUUUCAAUUUCAAGCAGCUUCAGUCACCAAUAAAGAUUAUUCCUUUGUUAAAACAUUUAGGAUUGCGACCCAGGUUCAUGUCACAAUAACACAAUGACGAGAUGUAUAAGUACCGAGCCACGUCAAAUGGAUAUCACCAAAAAUAGACUAAACAGUAAAAGUAAUAUUCAAAAAGACAAUUAAAAAAAUACUAUAACACGUUAUUAAGAUGAUACACAGUAUCUAUACUUCAAGACCAUCGUGUAUUAUUUGUGAAGUUGAUACGGAAUAUUUAUCAACAAGGUCUUUGUACCUUCCUAUGAACUUUUUUAGAAAAAGGACGAGACGUUCUUUGACAUACCCCUGGUUCAUCAACUUUCUGCUCAGACACUGGUGACGUUUUACAAAGUCUGAGUAGCAGCUGCAAGCUCUUGAAUACCGAAUAAGUUGGGAAAUGUAUAUCCCAUAUGCAGGUGAAAUUGGUAUAUUGCUACUAAGGUGGGAGGAAUUGAUAAUUUCAAAAUUAGAAUCGUCUCGUUUGUCAUAGAUUCUGGUACUGAGAUGACCGUGUAUGUCAAAUUUGAGGUAUAAGUCUAAAAAUGAGGUGGAGGAAGUAAAAAAGUAAGCAUUUUCCUUUAAAUCUUUCAAUUUUGCUGAAUAAACUUUGUGAUAAAGGUUAUUAUGUACUAUUGUUGUUCAAUCAUUUUGUUUAGAAUAUUUGGGAGAUGUUUUAGUUUAAAGUUAUGAAGAAAAAUCUUGAUAGACAAUUCAUAAUUGGAAUUGUAUCAUAUAAGCAUCUCUGAACUAAACCUUAGUUUAUUACUCCAUAUCAAUGUAUGAAAGUUUUUAAUAGAAGUGAUGAAUGCAAACUAUUUUUUUAACUGUUAUUUAAAUCACCUUAAUACUUGCAAACUUUGGUGUUAUGAAGUUACUGAAAUUGUCAUGUCCUCUAAAAUGAAAAUUAGCUGUCUUUAAUGGUCCAUGACAUUAUGUGAAAGUUCCAUAAGAUUUAAUAAAUCUGUACUUCAAUUAACAUCCUGAAAUCAAGAGUUGAAAUAAAGGUGUAAUAAAGUAAUUCAAAUAUAUACCUUGAUGCAACAAAUGAUGACAGUCUCUGGAAUCAUAAUGUUUAUAAUCUUAGUAACACUCAUUGCAAGCACCAUAUAAUUGAAACCAUUUGUUCAUACAAAAGUCACCCUUCUUAAAAUUGACACCAUAAGCCAAUAAAAGUGGAAUUAACAUGAAUUGUGCAAUGAAUACUACAAAAAGAAGUCAGUUGUUGUUGUGAUAGAAACUUGUUUUGAUGAGAGUCUUAUACUUUAAAUAUUUAUAUGUGUUUUGACUAUUAAGCUUCUACGUGUAAUUAUGUAUGCAUAUUUUAUUUGAAAUUUGUAUUUAAAUGCAAUUUUUGGUCCCUUACAAAGUCGCAGAUGUAAGACUUAGCAUGCUGUUUCGGGCAGGGAAUGCAUCAACAAUUUGUUAAAGUUUGUGAUUAUUUCCGUUUAAUGGGUCACUUAUGGUGAAUCAAUGCUAUUUGGUAUGGACGUAUAAGCAAUAGAACAUCUCAUUUUCAUGGAGAUUUUUAGCCCCAUCCCCUAAGUCAUGGUUUUCUCUACUGGCUUUAAAAUAUUAGUAUACCGGUAGUUUACAUUUAAAGUUUGUGAUUAGGUCAUUUUAUGGGAGACACUAAUGGUAAGUCAAUGAUAUUUGAUAUUCAGUUGUAUAAACAUUGGCAUAUUUCAUUUCCAUGAAGAUUAUGUGACCUUGCCCCUACAGUCAUCAUUCAUUGACUUUUGCAUAGUUUACCAGUUAAAAUGUUGUUACUUUAAUUUCUACAUUUGCAUUAUACUAUCAAAUUACAUACAGGCAAGACAUAUCUCUGUAUCAACAGUUUUGAAAACAUAAUCACUACCUUCAUUGAGGCUGAAAUUGUUUUAGAGGGAUAAGUUAUCAUAAAUUGUCAUUCUUUUCGGACACAAAAAAAAUCUUCUAUUUACACUACCAUCAGACAUGGUAUUUUUUUUCAAAGACCAGUGGCAAACAUUGGAGGCGAAGAAAAUAAUUCCAUGAUUUCAUUUUUUACACUUAAAGAGCUGAACUAGAAAAUGUUGAUAGAAUAAUGAAUAGCAGGUAUUGAAAUAUAUAAAUCACUUAGAAUUAGAUUAAAAAUUGUUUAUAGUAAUUCACUAAACAAUGGCUGUGAUUCUAUCAUUAGAUAUUAGUUUUUAGAUUUGAUUGUAAUUUAACUCCAAUGCAACUUAAUUUGUUGCAUUACUUAAUCUUUUGAUAGUAUAUUAGUUUUUUGAAUGGUCUAUUUACUAUUAACGUAUACACAAAUAUUUUGAAUUGUUAUAUAUAUUGUUGUUCUUCCAUGAUGUUGUAAAAUUCUACUUAUGACAAACUUGUUUACUACUACGGCAAAUAUUUAAUGGUUAGGUUCACUUUUAAUUUUGUCAUUUACUAUUUUUUAUUGAUCUGUUUGUCUUUGUGCAUUCAAUUAAAUGCUAAUUUUGGUUUAAUUUUUUUGUUAAAAGGCUGUGACAAACUAGGAAGUUAAAAAAAGUCAGUCAGAUGUAUUUUUUUCAAAUUGUAAAAAUUGGUACUGAUCUAGUUUAGAUAAUCUCAAAUAUGUUACUAAUGUUAAACUUAUCUAGAAUAAAUCUUUUUACCAAU
Molecule: messenger RNA, 9098 nt
Organism: Mytilus californianus (California mussel)
Lineage: Eukaryota; Metazoa; Mollusca; Bivalvia; Mytilida; Mytilidae
Product: xylosyltransferase 1-like
Exons: 11
Coding region: 25-2652 (875 amino acids)
Biological process (GO): heparan sulfate proteoglycan biosynthetic process; chondroitin sulfate proteoglycan biosynthetic process
Cellular component (GO): membrane
Molecular function (GO): protein xylosyltransferase activity
Source: RefSeq, a predicted model, not a curated record